Halteromyces radiatus is the source of this 582-nucleotide messenger RNA. RefSeq names its product GCN5-like N-acetyltransferase. The transcript has a single exon. NCBI's taxonomy places the organism in Eukaryota, Fungi, Mucoromycota, Mucoromycetes, Mucorales, Cunninghamellaceae. The record is from RefSeq and is a predicted model, not a curated record. Gene Ontology annotation, molecular function: acyltransferase activity, transferring groups other than amino-acyl groups. Bases 46 to 558 code for a protein of 170 amino acids.
UUUUUUUUUACCUCUCUCUUUCUUUUUUUUUUUUAGAUUUAUUCCAUGAUAGAAACAACAUUGCGACCUGCCACCGAAUUGGAUGCUGACCUUCUUGCGAGGAUACAUACUCUUAGUUGGCAAACAGCUUAUCGAGGUAUAUUACCAACCAAGUAUCUUGACCAUGAUAUACUCAGGGAACGACAACUGUAUUGGCAACAAGCAAUGACAAAAGCACCAUCGGACGAACGAUUAGUACUGAUAGCGGAAGACAAGCAUGGGGAAGCUAUUGGAUUUGUAUCUGGGGAAUGGGAUCGUGAUUGUGGCUAUGGUGCAUUGUUGGACCAUUUCCAUGUGUUACCGGAGCAUCAGGGAAAGGGUGGCGGAUGGCAAUUGAUGGAGGCAUUUAUGGCGUGGGCACGACAACUCGGGGUAUCUCGUCUCUAUCUCUAUGUCUUGGAUCAAAAUGAAAAUGCUAUUAGGUUUUAUGAACGCCGGGGUUGGCGAUUUGCCGAUCAUCAUGUGGGCCAUUUGGGUGGUGUAGAUCUAGCUUCUAGACGUUACGAAUAUAUUUUUUAAUAAACAUUGUACUUUUUUUUUUUU